UUAAAGCGUGAUAACUUUGGGAUUGGGAUUUACUUUAUUUACGGCGGAAAACAUUUUAAUUGCAGUGCAUAUAUGUUUUAAAACUUUAAUUUGUGAAUUUUAGGUAUGUCACUUAAAUUAUUGCAAUUAUUUGUUAGUACAUUGAGAAAUAACCUGCCCAGACAUCCUAUUAAACCAGGUCUCCAACUUCGUUUUACAACAGCUAUGGACGCGGUAGCCAUUGAUACGACUCCAAAAGAUAAAAAUAGAGAUAUAGUCAGUAAUAAAAACAUGACAAGAUAUAAAAGGCGUUAUAUGAAAAGACAAUGGGAGGAUUUGGCGACGAGCAAAGAAGAAGGGGAAUCAGCUGAGAAGAAAUCUUGUGAAAGGAUUAAAAGGAAAAAAGUAGCUUUAUUACUUGGCUAUUGUGGAGUGGACUACUUUGGCAUGCAAAGGAAUCCUGGAGUGCAAACAAUUGAAGAAGACUUGUUCAAGGCUCUCCUAGAUGCAAAAUAUAUCACGGAAGAUGACUUCAAGAGCCAACAGAACAUACAGUUUCAACGGAGCUCACGGACAGACAAAGGAGUCUCGGCAGCUAGACAGGUUGUGUCUUUAAAGCUACCCUUAGAAGCAGAUAUUGAAGAAAUAAAUAAGAGAUUGCCAGAAUGUAUAAGAAUAUUUGGCCUAAAAAGGGUCACAAACAGAUUCAACUCAAAAGUGAAGUGCAACGCUCGAACAUAUAGCUAUACUCUUCCAACAUACGCGUUUGAGCCCAGUCUCGAUACUGAGGAAGAGAGAAAGGGAUAUAGGAUAUCAAAAGAGAAACUAGAACAAGUUAAUAAAGUUUUAAGUGUUUAUAAUGGAACUAAAAGUUAUCACAAUUUUACGGAGAAAAAGCAUCACACCGACCCCUCAGCGUCGCGGUACAUGAUGGGUUUCAGCAUAGAGAAAGUGUUUGUUGAAUCUGAUAUGGAAUUCGCCGUUUUAUUAGUUAAGGGUCAAAGCUUCAUGUUGCACCAAAUCAGAAAGAUGGUGGGCCUGAUGAUCGCAGUGGUCAGAGGUCACGCAGACGAGGGUGUUAUGGAGAAGGCCUUCGGAAAAGAUAAGGUCAUGAUACCGACUGCACCAGGAUUGGGGUUGGUUUUGGAUAUGGUACACUAUGACAGGUACGAUGCUAAAUUUAAAGUGAGCCACGAAAGUCUGACAUGGGAACCGCUAGAGGACACAAUACAAAAAUUCAAACACGAAUACAUAUAUCCUAAUAUAGUCAAAGGAGAAAUUGAGGGGAAUUCCAUGGGUGCGUGGCUGGAAAAACUCAAAACGCAUUCUUAUGAGCCGUCCGAUGACGUCACAGACGAGAAAGCGACGGAAGAUGCCGAGAAAGAGAUAGCAGACGAUGAUGACGAUUGUGAGGAAAAAGAAGAGAUCGAUGAUGAAGCGGAGAAAGAACUAAAUGGGGUGGAGAACAGUGAAAAGAAAGAGUUUGUAUAGUUACAGAUUUAGCAUUGACAUAGAUUAAUCUAGUUCCCUUCUAAAGUAUGAAUUAAAAUGAUAAUUAGUUAACUGAAAGAACAUGCGAGGAACUCGAUUCAAGAAAUCUGAUUGAAAAAGCCCUAGAGUUUAAUGCGCCGUUAAAAAAUAAUAAGGCUCCCUAGGGAACCUAAUGCAAUGUUUUAGGAUCCCUUGCGGUUAAGAAGGUCGUGUCGUCGUGUAAAACCUGACUCACCCAAUCCAGUUUCAUGGUCUCAUCGGUCUCUCGGACCCCGAGCUAGUCUCCAGAGAAUUGAGGACUCAAACCGGGAAUAAUACAUGACGAAAUAUGUUUGCAUCAAGUCUUAGUAAAUUUGCAUUAGUAAUGCGUUUAGAACAUUAUAGAAGGAUUACUUUAUUACAAUUAGGACGGCCAUUGUGGCGCAGUGGCAGUACGCUUGUCUGUGACAGGGGUACCGGGUUCGAAUCCCGGUCAGGGCAUGAUGAGAAAAGAACUUUUUCUGAUUGGCCUGGGUCUUGGAUGUUUAUCUAUAUAAGUAUUUAUUAUAAAAUAUAAUAUUGUUGAGUUAGUAUCUCGUUACACAAGUCUCGCACUAACUUCGGGGCUAACUCAAUCUAUGUAAUUUGUCCCAUAUAUAUUUAUUUACUUACUAUUGUCAUCCAAUUUUUUUAUUACCUUUGGUAAACUAUAAUAUAUGUAUAUAAAAAAAGAUAAUGACUGGAGAAAAAAUAACGCCGCUACAGCUAGUACUUAUGUAAGUUUUAUUUUAUCAAAAAUUAUAAUUAGGCUAUAAUUAGCUAAGUUAACUUUUUCCUUAUUUAUGUUUUAUAAUAUUUCUCCUUUGCUGGCAAAAAUAUAUUUUUUAGAUUAAUGAAUGAUCACAAAUAAUUCAUCUGGCAUGAGUUUGACUAAGUACAAUAUCUUUUUAGUUUUGGUUAUGUGCAAGAAUUUAAAAACAAAACCAAAAAAGUUAACUUAGCGAAUUGCGAGACCGUGCCUUCAUCAUGCCUUUUCAGUUUUAAUAAAUGAUAUGUAUGCAAUCAGAUUAAAGUGCACUUGAAAUAUAUAGGAAUUAUCUUGACAUUAGAUUAAGGUAAAAUUAUCUUGAUACCUAUUAAAAAUAUUUAUAAGAAAAUUAAUAAAGCUUCAAUCUUAAACCCGUAGGUUUAAUUUG
Molecule: messenger RNA, 2645 nt
Organism: Amyelois transitella
Lineage: Eukaryota; Metazoa; Arthropoda; Insecta; Lepidoptera; Pyralidae
Gene: Pus1
Product: pseudouridylate synthase 1 homolog
Exons: 7
Coding region: 106-1470 (454 amino acids)
Biological process (GO): mRNA pseudouridine synthesis; tRNA pseudouridine synthesis
Cellular component (GO): nucleus
Molecular function (GO): RNA binding; pseudouridine synthase activity
Source: RefSeq, a predicted model, not a curated record